Manis javanica (Malayan pangolin) is the source of this 1802-nucleotide messenger RNA. RefSeq names its product solute carrier family 25 member 19 (gene SLC25A19). The record is from RefSeq and is a predicted model, not a curated record. NCBI's taxonomy places the organism in Eukaryota, Metazoa, Chordata, Mammalia, Pholidota, Manidae. Gene Ontology annotation, biological process: transmembrane transport.
GACCUCUUCCUACCUCUGCUUCCUCGCUGUGCGCUCGGGGUCCUGCACGCUCCCUUCCCGAGGGGAGCACACACGUGGGGGUACUCGGCGGGGACAGGGACAGUUCACACAGGUGUCGCUCCUGACCUGAGAGGCAUCUUCAGGGACGCAGCAGGCAAAACCCUUUACACACCCGGGUCGCCUGUACACAUGGGUGCCCCCCUCGCGGGCUGCUUCUCAGACCCAGGGAGAAGAAACAUGCCCUGCGACACUUCUGGACACCUGUGUCCGUACGCGGGUGUGGCAUCUGCAGAGACCCUCAGCUGAACACGUGGGCACCCGGGCACACCGGCCCCGCUAACGCAAACGCCAGGGGCUUCUGCAGUAAGAGAAGCUUGAAGCUGAUGGACGUUGUAUGGGCCAGAGGCAGGGAUGGUUGGCUAUGACCCCAAAGCUGAUGGCAGGAAUAUCUCCAGUUUCGAGGUGGCAGUGGCUGGGUCUGUAUCUGGACUUGUCACUCGAGUACAGAUCAGUCCCUUGGAUGUCAUCAAGAUCCGUUUCCAGCUUCAGAUUGAGCACCUGUCUCGUAAUGACCCCAGUGCAAAAUACCAUGGGAUCCUACAGGCUGGGAGACAGAUUUUGCAGGAGGAGGGCCCGACAGCAUUCUGGAAAGGACACAUCCCAGCCCAGCUUCUCUCCAUAGGCUAUGGAGCUGUCCAGUUUUUGUCGUUUGAGCUGCUGACUGAGCUGGUGCACAGAACCACUGUGUACGAUGCCCGUGACUUCAAGGUGCACUUCGUGUGUGGCGGCCUGUCUGCCUGUGCGGCCACCCUUACCGUGCAUCCUGUGGAUGUCCUGCGUACCCGCUUUGCAGCUCAGGGUGAGCCCAAGGUCUACAAAACCCUGCGCGAAGCUGUGGUGACCAUGUACAGGACUGAAGGGCCCCUGGUCUUCUACAAAGGCUUGAACCCCACCAUGAUUGCCAUCUUCCCCUAUGCUGGGUUCCAGUUCUCGUUUUACAACUCCCUGAAGCACAUGUAUGAGUGGGUCGUGCCAGCUGAAGGAAAGAAAAAGGAAAACCUCAAAAACCUUCUGUGUGGCGGUGGAGCUGGAGUCAUCAGCAAGACCCUCACAUACCCGCUAGACCUCUUCAAGAAACGGCUGCAGGUUGCAGGGUUUGAGCAGGCUCGAGCCCCUUUCGGCCAGGUUCGAAACUACAGGGGCCUCCAGGAUUGUGCCAAGCAAGUGUUUGAAGAGGAAGGCCUGAAGGGCUUCUUCAAGGGCCUGUCCCCCAGCCUGCUGAAGGCUGCCCUCUCCACUGGCUUGGUGUUCUUCUGGUAUGAGCUCUUCUGCAACAUCUUUCACCACAUGAGGAAGGCAGACAGCUAGCCUUCAGGGCAGGAAGGCCUGAGGCCUUCCCUGGAGGUGACCUGAGUGAAGUAAGACUUGAUCUGUAAACUUGCAUUGCACUGGGAGCUGUCAUCUGCUUGGUCUUUCAUGCCCAGCUGCGGCAGCCUUGCCUCACUGGAGGCAAGGGCUUCUCCGCACGGCAGGAUGGGGGGAUGCAGGACUCGGUCUGUGGGGACCCAACUGCAGCAGUCAGGCGGAGCUUGAAGUUGUUCUUCCUCCUCUGCCUCGCCACACCCUGAGGGCCACAGCUGUCACUCCACGCUGCUUAGCCAUCUGCCCGGAGAACUCUCCCAGCUCUGGGGGGGUCACAGUUUGAGGACAGCAAAUGGGCCCUUUGCAAGGGUCUGGUCCCUACUUUAUUCCCAUCAACUUAUUUAAUGGAUAUUAAAGCUAAAAGCACAUUCUUUAUCUUA